AGGCAGGGAAAUGCGCCGAGAAAUCCAGGCAGCCCAGAGCCGCAGUCACAGAGCUCACGAGCAGGCGCACGGUCCCUCCGCCGGAUUUCAAGGGGAGCUCCGCUUGAGAAGCACUCCGAGAAACCGGCAACUUUCAAGGGCCAGGGGCUGCUGGGGCUAAGGACUGAGAGCUGAGCGGUUGGGUGACCAGAAGACAAAUUUCGAUCAGUAAACGGACUCGAAAUGGCGAAAGUACAAAGGCUGCGGCGCUGCGCAGGGCGAGCCGUUCUGUGCUGCGUAGUGCUGACCGUGUGCGGGGCCGCUGCGGCCGGGCAGAUUCGCUACUCGAUCCCCGAGGAAAUGCAGAAAGGCUCUUUCGUGGGGAACAUCGCGCAGGACCUGGGGCUGGAGGCCAAGGCGCUGUCGGAGCGCGGUGUGCGCUUGGUCUCCACAGGUGGGACGCAGUAUUUCACUUUGAAUGUAAAGAGCGGCCAUUUAAUCACGGCGGAGCGGCUAGACAGGGAGCAGCUGUGCGGCCGGGCCGAGAAGUGUGUCAUCAAUUGUGAGAUUAUCGCAGAGGACAGAAUGGAAGUUUUCAUAACUGAAGUCGAACUCACAGAUGUGAAUGACCAUGCCCCGAGCUUCCAGGAGGGGAAGCUGGAGUUCAGGAUCAGUGAGACAACUGCCGUGGGAACACGGUAUAGUCUGGAAGAGGCGCAGGAUCCGGAUGUGGGGAUUAACUCUAUCCGGGACUACCAGCUGAGCAGCAACGAGCACUUCUCUCUGGAUGUGCAAGCGGGAGCUGCUGGGGACAAAUACCCCGAGUUGGUGCUGGAGAAGCCCCUGGAUCGAGAAGAGCAGGCUGCUCACGACCUCAUCCUCACAGCCACUGACGGCGGAGAUCCGGUCCGCUCCGGCACGGCGCGGAUCCACGUGGUGGUGCUCGAUGCCAAUGACAACGCGCCCGUGUUCAGCCAGACGCUCUACCGCGUGAGCGUGCGGGAGAACGUGCCCGUGGGCUCCGCGCUGCUCACAGUUAACGCCACGGACGCGGACGAGGGGCUCAACGCUGCAGUCGCCUACUCGCUGCGGAAGACGAAGGACAAAGCGUCUGAGACCUUCCAGGUGGACUCUCGAACGGGAGAUAUCGUGACGGUGGGGACUCUGGACUACGAGGAAGAGGCCGUCUAUGAAUUGGAGGUUCAGGCAAGGGACAGUGGAGACCUCUGGGCCCGGGCAAAAGUACUGGUGACUGUCCUCGACGUGAAUGAUAACGCACCCCAGAUCACAGUCACCUCUGCUGUCAGCUCCAUCAGUGAAGACAGCCCGCCAGGGACUGUAGUUGCUCUUUUACGAGCGAAAGACAAAGAUUCCGGCGGGAACGGGGAGAUCAUGUGCUCCAUCCCGGACCACGUCCCCUUUCGGCUCCAGAAAUCCGUGGACAACUACUACAGCCUGGUGACGGCCAGAGACCUGGACCGGGAGCAGGUGGCGGAUUACAACGUGACGGUCACGGCCCGGGACCGCGGGGCGCCGCCGCUGUGGUCCGCCACGACGAUCGCCGUGCAGGUGUCGGACGUGAACGACAACGCGCCGGCCUUCAGCCAGGCGGCCUACAGCGUGUGGGUGAGCGAGAACAACGCCCGCGGCGCCUCGGUGUUCUGCGCGCGGGCGGCCGACGCGGACUGGGGCGACAACGCCCGGGUGACGUACUGGCUGGCGGAGGGCGAGCUGCAGGGCGCGCCGCUGUCGUCGUGGCUGUCGGUGCAGGCGGAGAGCGGCGCGGUGCAUGCGCUGCGCGCCCUGGACUACGAGCAGGUGCGCGAGAUCCGCUUCGCCGUGGAGGCGCGGGACGGCGGGUCGCCGCCGCUGCGCAGCAGCGCCUCGGUCACGCUGCUGGUGCUGGACCAGAACGACAACCGGCCCGAGAUCCUGUACCCGGCGGCGCCCCGCGACGGCUCGACGGGCGUGGAGCUGGCGCCGCGCUCGGCCGAGCCGGGCUACCUGGUGACCAAGGUGGUGGCGGUGGACGCGGACGCGGGGCAGAACGCCUGGCUGUCGUACGAGCUGCUCAAGGCCAGCGAGCCGGGGCUCUUCGCGCUGGGCGUGCACACGGGCGAGAUCCGCACGGCGCGCGCCCUGGGCGACAGGGACGCGCUCAAGCACCGCCUGGUGGUGGGCGUGCGGGACAACGGGCAGCCGCCGCUGUCGGCCAGCGUCACGCUCACGGUGGCCGUGGCCGACAGCAUCCCCGAGCUGCUGGCCGACCUGGGCAGCCUGGCGGCGCCGGCGGCCGAGGCGCAGGCCAGCCUCACCUUGUACCUGGUGGUGGCCGUGGCCGCCGUGUCGUGCCUCUUCCUCGCCUUCCUCAUCGUGCUGCUGGGCCUGCGGCUGCGCCGCUGGCGGCAGGCGCAGCUGCUGGGCUCGGCCGGCGGCGCCCUGGCCGGGGUGCCCGUCUCGCACUUCGCGGGCAUCGACGGCGUCCGCGCUUUCCUGCACUCCUACUCCCAGGACGUGUCUCUCACGGCCGGCUCCAGGAAGAGCCAGUGGAGCUUCGGCCCGCCCAGCUCUGCCGGCACCCUGGCUCGGCCGCCGGCGGGACAGGGCAAGGAGCCUGCCCCGGUGGGUAAGGAUUCAAAGGUGUGUGAGGCGGACCAGGCUGCGCUGCAGGUGAGCCGACGUUUUUGUAUUCUGUUGCCCUUGUUUACAUUCUGGUGUUUCUGUCUUUCGGAUCAUUGUUAG
Messenger RNA from Alligator mississippiensis (American alligator), 2721 nucleotides. Its product is annotated as protocadherin gamma-A5-like. Gene Ontology annotation, biological process: homophilic cell-cell adhesion. Gene Ontology annotation, molecular function: calcium ion binding. The record is from RefSeq and is a predicted model, not a curated record. The coding region runs from base 223 to 2721 and encodes 832 amino acids. NCBI's taxonomy places the organism in Eukaryota, Metazoa, Chordata, Crocodylia, Alligatoridae. The transcript has a single exon. Gene Ontology annotation, cellular component: plasma membrane.